GAUAUGUAUGAACGAGCUCGAGAUUCUCACACAAACGUAGGCUUUCGAGAAGGUGCUACCGGCCCCCCGAUAUCCGGGCCGACGUCUCGCGGGACCACUGCGCAAGCUCCCAAUCUACCUCCCUCUCCUCGACCACCAUCUCGUUCAACCUACACCGCCUGCCGUAACUGCUUUUCAACAUGUCCAGUGUCUCGCCUCCACCUUUCACCAACGGGUACGCCUCUCCAGCCCCCUAUCUCGCGGCGUCUCCUCCACCAGCGAAACCUACUGCACACCCGAAACCCAAACCUGUUAAUGUAUUCUCUAACGAUGGCUCGUUCUUGGAGCGUUUCCAGCGUAUAAAGCAGGAUGAGGAAGAAAAGAAGAAACAAGAAGAGAGCCUAGCGAAGAAACGGGACUUCAAUGAGCGCUUUAAAAGACGGGGCAAGCGCCGUUCUUCUGAUGCUACGAACUCAGAACCUGCCACAGAACACACCGCGAAGAAACUGAAGGUGGACGCACCUAUAAACCAGUACGAGAAGGAGGUGAAGAGCUACACCGCGAGCCUGAAGGACAACGGGGCUGGUGUACGGCCAUUAGUGAAAUGACGAAACAACGCACCAUGAGUGUCGACAGCUACCAUUCCACUCGCAUAUUGCGUCCACACAGAUGGGCUCUUCUAUGUCUAAA
Fomitopsis serialis is the source of this 669-nucleotide messenger RNA. RefSeq lists its product as uncharacterized. The coding region runs from base 180 to 587 and encodes 135 amino acids. Lineage: Eukaryota; Fungi; Basidiomycota; Agaricomycetes; Polyporales; Fomitopsidaceae. The transcript has 5 exons. The record is from RefSeq and is a predicted model, not a curated record.